ACGCGCCUGCGCACUGUGCACUGCGCGUCCCGGCCUGUCAGUUGCAGCCAGAUGGAAACGUAGGCACGAGAGUCUAGUGAGGUCAUGUGUUUUUAAGACGCACUACGGAAUAAAUCGCCAUUUACCGGCGAUACUAACCACCUCUCCGCUGCGUCGGCGCGUUUGCCCUUGUUUCGGACUCUGCCGGGGAACGCUAUUCUCACUUGGCCGGGGAGAGAACAUUUUUGGAUGCCCACAAAUCGUUAUUAGAAGAAUUCACCAUGAACAAAAAUAAAAGAGAAAGAGAGUUCUACAGUGUGGACGUUGGAGAUUCAACCUUCACUGUGCUGAAGCGGUACCAGAACUUGAGACCCAUCGGAUCUGGAGCUCAGGGAAUCGUCUGCUCUGCUUACGACCAAGUCCUGGAGAGGAAUGUCGCCAUCAAGAAGCUGAGUCGGCCAUUUCAGAAUCAGACCCACGCCAAGAGGGCGUUCAGAGAGCUAGUUCUAAUGAAAUGUGUCAAUCACAAAAAUAUCAUUGGCCUGUUAAACGUUUUCACGCCUCAGAAGUCGCUAGAAGAAUUUCAAGACGUAUACUUGGUGAUGGAGCUGAUGGAUGCCAACCUCUGCCAGGUCAUUCAGAUGGAACUGGACCAUGAGCGUCUGUCUUAUCUGCUCUAUCAGAUGUUGUGUGGCAUCAAACACCUCCACGCCGCCGGAAUCAUUCACAGGGACCUAAAACCCAGCAACAUAGUUGUGAAGUCGGAUUGCACUCUGAAGAUCCUGGACUUCGGCUUAGCGCGGACAGCGGCCACUGGCCUCCUGAUGACUCCCUAUGUGGUCACACGAUAUUACAGAGCUCCAGAAGUGAUCUUGGGCAUGGGCUACCAGGCCAACGUGGACAUUUGGUCUGUGGGCUGCAUUCUGGCUGAAAUGGUUCGACAUAAAAUCCUUUUUCCAGGACGGGACUACAUUGACCAGUGGAAUAAGGUCAUUGAGCAGUUGGGAACUCCAUCUCAGGAAUUUCUAAUGAAGCUAAACCAGUCUGUGAGAACAUAUGUAGAAAACAGGCCACGCUACGCUGGCUAUAGCUUCGAGAAGCUUUUCCCUGAUGUGCUGUUUCCAGCUGAUUCUGACCACAACAAACUGAAAGCGAGUCAGGCGCGAGAUCUGUUAUCUAAGAUGUUAGUAAUCGACGCCUCCAAGCGGAUUUCCGUGGACGAAGCCCUGCAGCACCCCUACAUUAAUGUUUGGUACGACCCAGCUGAAGUGGAGGCGCCUCCUCCAAAGAUUCUUGAAAAACAGCUGGACGAGAGGGAACACACAGUGGAGGAGUGGAAAGAGUUGAUCUACAAGGAAGUGAGUGAGUGGGAAGAGUGGACCAAGAACGGCGUGAUAAGAGGCCAGCCCUCUCCUUUAGGUGCAGCCGUGAUCGACAGCCCCCCUCAUCCCACCACCUCCUCCUCCUCCUCCUCCUCGGCCAACGACGUCUCCUCCAUGUCCACCGAGCCCACCGACCCCAGCAGUGACCCCACCAUGACCUCAGAAACAGACAGCAGUUUGGACAGCCACACCACCCUGGGUGCUCUGGCCUGCUGCAGAUAACACACACUUGCAUAUAAACACACUGACUUCCCCCGAUGAAAUCGCCGUAGGUGUUCAGCGGGACUCAGUCUCCCGUGUCCUGAACUGAGCUUUCGCUGUACAGUUUGUUUUCAACUGCCUCUAACCUGCUGUAAAUGAUUGUGGUUCGACUCAUGAUGACUGUAUUUUUGCUGUAAAGAAACAGAGUAUGUUUUGAUGUGAACCUGUGACGUGAGGAUGUGAAGAAAGAGAGAGCUACAUAUAGUUGUUUUUUAGUGGCGUCUGCAGAGUGGAUAACCAUUCUGCCUGAACAUUACUGGUCUAUUUUUUAUCUGUGUUGAUUUGUCUUCUCAAUUGUGCAGACAUUUGAAUGACUUCAGUAGAUAAUAGCACAUUUUCAUGUCAAAUCGAAGGGAUUAUUUUAAAAAUCUUUCUUGUAGAAAGUUUUUUUUUUUUUUUAACUGUUACAUCCCCAAUGAUUGUACGCAUUUUUACUGACCUGUUUUUUACCCACGUGUGUGUGUGGUUUGUCUGUUGGAUCAGAAUGUAAGCGGACGCAGGUGUGGCUUCAGUGCUGUGACUCCUCAGGAGUUGGAAUUGGAAAGUGGCUCCAAAAGGUGUUCACAGCACCAGUAAUCACAAACUUUCGUUUUGAUCUGAAUGAACAAUCAGACCGUAAAGGUGUUUGACCUUUGACCCACAGCCCUUUGACUAUUUAAUUUAAGUGUCCUUACUUGUUUCAGUCCUCUCUGUGGCGGAUGCUCCGACCUCCCAUGGUGCAUCUUUCUACCUCACAAACACACACACACACACACAAUUCAUUUCAAAUAAGUUCAACAAAAAGUACAUUUUCUGUAUUUAUUUAUUUAUUUUGGAGGCAUCUGUUGUAUGUAUGAUACAUGUCAUUCAGAAGUAUUAUUUAUUUUCUGUCAUGUGCAAUAUAACUCAUAGAUUAGAAUGGUCAGUGAACUGUACAUUUUACUCUAGGGUGUAUGUAUGUGUGAGCGUCUGGCAUUUACACACUGCUGUAGUAAGUUUUGGAUGUAUUAGUGGCUCAAAUCCCAACUUGUCUCUUCGCCCGAAUCAGUACCAGAAUGCACCGGGGCGACGGGACAUCUGUCCCGUGUGUCCCUGGCACCGACCUCCCGUCUUUGUGGUUCAAUUAGAUACGCUAGUCUAGUCCUACGCAUGGGGUUUCUCUGAGAACAUUUGCAGGCACAAGAAAAGGAAAAGCCAUUCAACACUACUGGAUGAUGCUCGUUCACACACAAAGUCCAACUGUGUUUUCUAAGGCCAGUUGUGUAAAUGAGGAUCUGACGUCACGUUACAAACGAUUAUUAUACACUGGAAAUGUCUACUUUCAACUUCAAAUAAAAAAGUUGACUUUUA
Synchiropus splendidus (mandarinfish) is the source of this 2951-nucleotide messenger RNA. RefSeq names its product mitogen-activated protein kinase 8a (gene mapk8a). The record is from RefSeq and is a predicted model, not a curated record. Gene Ontology annotation, cellular component: nucleus; cytoplasm. Gene Ontology annotation, biological process: JNK cascade; protein phosphorylation. Gene Ontology annotation, molecular function: JUN kinase activity; ATP binding. NCBI's taxonomy places the organism in Eukaryota, Metazoa, Chordata, Actinopteri, Syngnathiformes, Callionymidae. The coding region runs from base 261 to 1583 and encodes 440 amino acids. The transcript is spliced from 12 exons.